AUGUUCAUCUUCGUCACUUUGGCUUUUAUGGAUGCCGCACUAGAUGAUGCAAGAAGCAUAAACGAUACCGACACGUCAAUUGCGGGGCCUUCUUGUGCAGUUAUCGAAUCUAACUGCUCUGAGAUUGCGGCUGUGAACACCGAAUUGCCCACUGCUGCUGAUGUCACUGUGAACUCUGUAUCACAAGGAACUGAAUCCCUCGACUUUCAGGCACCGAAUUUUGGGGUUAUCGAACUUAACUGCUCUGAUAUUGUGGCUGUGAACGCCGAAUUGCUCACUGUUGCUGAUGAUACUUUGGACUCUGAAUCACAUGGAGCUGAAGCUCUGGACUUUCAGGCACAAACUAAUGAAGCUGAUUUGAAUGGUAAACAUUUGUGUGUGAAAGAUUCUGAGACCGACAAGGAUCAUUCGAGUGCCAUUAUCCAAUCCCCAAAAACGGCGAGUCUCUUUUCACCCCAGAAGCGGAAACCUUACCAUGGUUGGAUUAGCAACGACGAAGAGGACGAUUUCAUGUAUCUGAUGCCAGAACCAUUACCGGAAGCACUGAAAAAGUGUCUAAGACUGAACAAAAAGCGCAUUCAAAGGUGGGAUCUGAGGCCUGAAGAUGUGUAUGGCUCUCAUCUAUCUCCUGCACCACCAUGUUCAUAACACUAUGUAGAAGUGUGCUGUAUAUAGAU
Messenger RNA from Morus notabilis, 677 nucleotides. RefSeq lists its product as uncharacterized. The record is from RefSeq and is a predicted model, not a curated record. Lineage: Eukaryota; Viridiplantae; Streptophyta; Magnoliopsida; Rosales; Moraceae. The transcript is spliced from 3 exons. The coding region runs from base 1 to 648 and encodes 215 amino acids.